AUGAAAAGUAACAUUUCAAUUUUUAAAAGUUAAAAUGGUGGUAUUUUUAUGUGGUAUGGAAGUUCUGAGUGGUAUAAUGUUAAAAGUUAAAUUUAGGCCUUAUAUAUGUAAAUACAUAGGAAUUGGGUGGUAUGCAUGCAAAUGCCCCUUUUUCGUUUAUGCAAGAGAAAAUUGUCAAAAGUGGUCCCUUGACUCUCUGCAGAAUGUCAUUUUAGUCCCUAAGUUUAUAAAAGUGUUAGUUUAUUUUCUAGAUUCUCUUAAUAUAGGUUGAAAUAGUCUCCCCAGUGAAGACAAUUUUUUGCCCCCAUUACAAGAUUCUUAAGAACUCAUUUAGCAUUUUUAUAAACGUUGGGAUUAAAAUAAGCCCAUGUAAAUAGUUAGGGGAUUAUUUUGACACUUUACUUGUUUAUGCAAUUAACCUUUGGUUGGCUGGCUUGUGCAGCGAACAAAUUAAAACAGCUUGUUACCUCCUUCAAAGCAUCAGGUGGAAUUCAGUUAUCAGAACCUAAGAGUGUAGGCUGGCGGGUGCGGAACUCUUUUACUGAGGGAAGCCAACAAAAUUUUGUGUCUGCAUUUUGUCAAUCAAAUUGUGGAGAUGUGAGUCCAAAUGUUUUAGGAGCUUUCUGCAUUGACACCGGCUUACCUUGUGAUUUCAAUCACAGCACCUGCAAUGGAAAGAAUGAACUGUGUUAUGGACGUGGCCCUGGUUAUCCAGAUGAAUUUGAAAGUACUCGCAUCAUUGGUGAUAGGCAGCUCACUAAAGCUAUUGAACUCUUCAAUACUGCAUCUGAGAAAAUAAAGGGGAAAGUUGAGUUUCAACAUGCUUAUAUAGAUUUUUCACAGCUUGAGGUUAAUAUAUCCAGUGAUGGAGGGCAGCAAACGGUAAGAACUUGCCCUGCAGCUUUGGGAUUUGCUUUUGCUGCAGGUUGCUCGGAUGGUCCUGGAGCUUUUGAUUUUAAGCAGGGAGAUAAUCAGGGAAAUCCUUUCUGGAAACUGGUGGGGGGCUUGUUGAAGCCUCCAAGCAAAGAACAAGUUGAUUGUCAGAAUCCUAAACCAAUUUUGAUUGACACUGGUGAAAUGAAACUACCCUAUGAUUGGGCGCCCUCUAUUCUUCCAAUUCAGAUCCUUCGUGUGGGCCAAGUUGUCAUCCUCUGUGUUCCUGGAGAGUUUACAACCAUGGCUGGAAGGCGACUCCGAGAUGCGGUAAAAGAAGUACUCACCGGUGGUGGGGAGUUUGACAACAAUGUUCACAUAGUGAUUGCUGGCUUGACAAACACAUACUCCCAAUAUGUGACCACGUUUGAGGAGUAUCAGAUACAAAGAUAUGAGGGUGCUUCCACCUUAUACGGCCCACACACCCUGAACGCCUACAUUCAAGAGUUCAGAAAGCUCGCCGCCGCUCUCCUCUCCGGCAAAAACCUCCCUCCAGGCCCUCAACCUCCGGAUCUCCUCGACAAGCAGAUAAGCCUUCUCCCUCCCGUCGUCGUUGAUUCAGCUCCGGCCGGUCGCCAUUUCGGCGACAUAAGCGGCGACGUGCCGGCAAACUCCACUUUCAAACGCGGAGACGUCGUUGCGGCCACGUUCUGGUCCGCUUGCCCUCGAAACGAUCUCUUCACGAAUGGAACCUUUGCCCUAAUUGAGUUCUUGGAUUCAAACCAGAACUGGAUUCCUGCUUAUGAUGAUGAUGAUUUCUGCUUGCGGUUCAAGUGGUCGAGACCUUCGAAACUCAGCGCUCAGAGCCAGGCGACUUUGGAAUGGAGAAUUCCUCAGGAUUCGUUGCCAGGAGUUUACAGAUUCAGACAUUUUGGAGCUUCCAAGAGCUUGCUGGGUUCGAUCGGCUAUUUCACCGGUUCUUCAACUGCCUUUGUUGUGGCAUAAUAAGUGCUUUUACAUACAUACCGCCAAAUCUUAUGUAUUUAUAUAUCUAAGGUGGGGGUUAAUAUGUAAAAAUUGGAACUUAAGUGUUAGUUAUGUAACUGCUUGGGAAUUUAGUGGUAUGUAUGUAAAUCUUCCUAGUAAAUAAUGAUGUGUUUUGUUCUGGUUGAGAUGCGGGUCUCGAGGAGUAAAAUUGUAUCAGGACUUUAGUCACAAUAUACCACGAGUACGGCCCGG
Molecule: messenger RNA, 2112 nt
Organism: Phalaenopsis equestris
Lineage: Eukaryota; Viridiplantae; Streptophyta; Magnoliopsida; Asparagales; Orchidaceae
Product: neutral ceramidase-like
Exons: 6
Coding region: 409-1878 (489 amino acids)
Biological process (GO): long-chain fatty acid biosynthetic process; sphingosine biosynthetic process; ceramide catabolic process
Cellular component (GO): extracellular region
Molecular function (GO): N-acylsphingosine amidohydrolase activity
Source: RefSeq, a predicted model, not a curated record